AUGUUUCCGCCGUUGUCUUUAGGGUUGAACACCGAAUCUGGUGGGUCUUCUUCAUUUCCUACUGUAGAUAACAUAGAGGACAUGAUGAUUGAGUGUAUACUCCUAAUCUGUGAAAGUGUUUUGCCAGGCAAUCGUGCCCGGUACUUGGUUAUGUCGGAGAGUGCCACUGUCCACUGUUUCUCCUUUGUUCAAGCUUUAAGUUCGUUGAACCCUGACGUCUUGAGUUAUGGUUAUGAUUAUGGUCUUCAUUAUGUGGAAAGACAUCGGCCGGCCUAUGCCUCGCAACAUUUAUCUGGUAUUUACUAUGACAACUUUCCAUUGAUUAGGUACGAGACUGGUCUCCCAGAUUUUGUUGAAAAGCAAAUUCCGGAUGAAUACCGUCUUCGCCAGGAGACUUCUUGCACUCUAGCUGUUUAUCGCAGCAUUAAGUUCGCAAGGUCGGAAUGGUUCAAAACUCUGGAUGAAUACCGUCUCCGCCAGGAGACUUCUUGCACUUUAGCUGUUUUAUCGCAUCAUUAA
Messenger RNA from Rodentolepis nana, 519 nucleotides. NCBI's taxonomy places the organism in Eukaryota, Metazoa, Platyhelminthes, Cestoda, Cyclophyllidea, Hymenolepididae. The record is from the annotation of a GenBank genome assembly.